UAACCGGAUGCGGAACUGUUUAUGAAAGCUAUCGAGAUACGUUGACAGUGACCGGGACUGUCUGGAAUAAUGACUUGAAACUGCUUGAAGUAUCGGAUUCAGGAAAAAUAACAACAACAAACAAGGAAAAGGGAUGACACAGUGACUGUAUCGGGAAUAAUAAUAUUAAUAAUAAUAAUAAUGGUGGAUGGCAGUCCGGUUCAAACCGGAAGCAUGUCCGCUUCACUCUCCUACACUGACAACCUCAUCGGUACAUUGCUGGCUAUUAUCGGGAAUUUGCUCAUCAGCAUCUCCGUGAACAUACAGAAACAAAGCCACGUGGUGUUGGCAGGAACUAAGGAUCCGAGGCCAUAUUACUGCACAAAGACGUGGUGGUGCGGUCUGGUGUUGCUGCUGAUCGGAGAAGGAUCCCUGUUUGCGUCCUACGCCUUCGCUCCGCUCGCUCUCAUCGCCCCCCUCAGCGCUGUGUCUCUUAUAGGCAACUGUAUUUUAGGAUUUCUGUAUCUGAGAGAAAAAUGGAAGCCGAAGGAGUUUCUGAAGCGCUACAUUUUAUCGUUCCUCGGCUGUGCCUUGACUAUAGCAGGCACGUACCUCUUUGUCACGUUCGGGCCAAACUCUCACGAGCAACUGAACGCCGAAAACAUCGUCAAGCACCUGAUUGGCUGGCCAGUCCUCCUGUACCUGCUACUAGAGAUCAUCACGUUCUGUCUGGUGCUGUAUUUUUACAAACACCACCACGCAAACUUCCUGGUGCUCAUCCUGCUGCUAGUGGCACUGCUGGGCUCAGUGACGGUCAUCACAGUGAAGGCGGUUGCAGGAAUGGUGGUUCUCAGCAUUCAGGGCUCUCUCCAGCUCAGUUAUCCCAUCUUCUACGUCAUGUUUGUCUGCAUGGUGGCCACCAUCGUCUUUCAGGCAUCAUUUCUAGCUCAGGCAUCCCGUUUGUACGAUUCCUCCCUCAUCGCCUGCGUUAACUACAUCUUCUCUACCGUGUUUGCUGUUGGUGCAGGGGCCAUAUUUUACCUGGAGUUCAACCAUGAGGAUGUUCUGCACAUCUGCAUGUUUUUAUUAGGAUGCGCUGUGUGCUUCCUCGGCGUCUUCCUCAUCACCAAAAACAAGAAGAAAGCCAAACCGUUUGAGCCGUACGUGACCAUGGACAUGGUGAAAGGUAUUCCAACGAUCCAUGAAAAAGGCUGGCCUGUUCAGCCGGAUUAUAACGGCUCUUUCUCCUACGGCACCCUGAACAAUGAUAGCAUCGCACCUGCAACUCUCCCAGUGGUGCAUCAGGAUACGUCUGUAUCUCCCAGCACGGGUCACCCGUACCCGGCAGACGAGAUCAAAAAAGACUAGUACAACCUCUGACACCUGAAACAGGAGCUGAGAUGAAAAAAGCUGCAUCUGACCUUGUUACUCACUUCAAGCUUUCAGUUCUAUAGAAUACUGAAUGACUUGCUGGUCCAGGAAAACUGAAUCACAACAAUUCCAGAAGAUUCUGCAGCAGCUCCACGCCUUUAAAGACAUUUCCAGAGAUGUGAGGAAACUCUAAAGCAUCCCAGCUGGUCAAAACCCAGAUCCAGAAAGACUGAAAUCUUCAUUCCACCCUGCUGUUACUCUUAAACUGUGCUGGUGUUUGUGUGCUUUUCCACGGUAACACACUACUUUACUGCUAUUGCAAUAACAGCCAAAGAAAAUUCAUAAUAACUUCAUAAUAUAAUGAAGAUUGUGCUGAGAGUGUAUGAUUCUCAUCCAUAAUAAUUAUAUUAUAUAUUAUAAUAUAAUACAAAGAUGCCUUAGAACAAAAUUUGUCGUUUCUAAUAUUGCCGUUCAAGUAGCAGGCAGCAACCAGUUUGACUCUGUGCUUGGAUUUCUUUCUGUAUGGGGUUUCGCAUGUUCUUCUCUCCAAGUUCUCAUCCAGGUUCUUCGGGUUUCCUUCCAUCUCCCAACAAACUGCCUGUAGCUCAAAUCAUCAAAUCACCAGCUCCAGGCGUGAAUGUGUAUAUACGGUGCCCUGUAAUAGACGGGCAUCCGUUUCAGGCUGGUGACAUUUUUCUGGCCCGGAAAUUAGCUCUGCAUCGAGUCUAUACAGAGCUCCUUAUCCCUGUCAGGCAGUUUUAAAGCACAGGAUGGCUGAGAGUCGGCUGAGAGGAAAGAGGAAACUCAUUAAGCCUUAUAAAUGACAUACUGCUAUUUCAAGAGGAAUAAUUCAGCAGUGCUUUAUUCAGUGUAUUUUAGUGGAUCUGUCUCCACCACCAUGCCUUCAUUCCUUAUCCUAACGCUAUGCAUCCAUCUCUACUCUCGCUGCAGCAUCAGUGUCCUCUUGUCAGUAUAAUCACAUACGUGCAUGCAUCUAGAGGAAUGUAGCUCAUUCUAGAUUGGCAGGAUUUAAGGUUUUGGUGUAGAAUUUGCAGUAUAUUGCACAAAGUUGAUUCAGAAUGGGUGUGUGUUGGGAUCAGGACGUUAGCUAUGUGUAGAUGAUCCAACAAUUUGCACACGUGUAAACAAUCAGCUUUACUCAUUCACACUCCAGUUCUGUGUCUAACUUUUGCAUCCAUCUCUGUUUUUUUGUUCUUUCGUGAUUUGGGUGUAGUGUCAUGCAGGUUCUCUCUGCUCCAUAUAACAGCUCUUGGGAUCCAAACUAUAUUUCUGUACGACAGACUCCAGCAUUUUAAUUUUUUUUUUAUUUAUUUAAUUCACAUGGGUUUAUGAUGAUUCCAAGUUGUUGUGUUGACGGUGGAAAUCCCAUCAGCCCAGCUAGUCUUUAGACACUGUGAUUAACCAUGUUGCUUAUGUGAAGAUCACAUGGUAUCGGUUUUGCCUUACUUGUAUGUUGCAUUAACUGUAAAUCAUUUAAAUUGACAAAUGGGAUAAUUAUCAUUAACUGGUUGUAAAGCUUUGCUAAUGGAAUACAUUAUGUAAACAUGAAUAGCUAGCUGGACAACGGUGCCAUAAAAUAAGGUAUUAAAUAUAGCACAAUGACUUGUUUUAUUGUUGGAAUAGCUACCACAACUAGCUAAAUAGCUUUCUAGCUUAUUACUGAUUAAGUAUUAAGUAAAAUAAGGUAUUUAGAAAUUUUCCAGAAAAUGGAAGCAAGUCUUGAGCAUAAAACUGUCUGAAUUUCAGCUGUUUGUGAAAGUUACUGCUUUUCCUAAUCAACCUCAUUUUAACUCUCGUUACUGUUAUUCACUAUGAAUCUGAAUAACGUGUCUUCCUACCAAUGACAUAAGCGUUCACAAAUGUCUUUAUGAAGGUAUAAAUGUGUUAUGAAUGAUUUAUGAAACUCAUUAGCACUGACCUUACACUGAAGUUUGAUCAGUCGAGGAUCUCAGCUCUCAGAUGUUUAUUAGCCCUCGUUGCUUUAAAAGCUUUACACUGGCAUUGGCCCUAGUGCCUCUGGUGUGAGCCGGUGGAGAAUUCAGUUCAUCAUUUGUACUACUGAUAAUUUAUUUCCAUAUUGUGGUCACUUAAUUUCUGAAGGUAAACUUGUAGCUCUCUCUCUCUCUUGCGGAAGGAAGUUAAUUUAUUGAUUAUUUCGUUUGUGUAAAAAGAUUAGAAAUCAUCAAACUGUCUUCAUUUAUAAUUUGUCCAAAGAAAUCAUCAGUGUCUGGACCAAAGGGAAAAUUUAUACUUGUGUGGAAGAUGUAUGUCAGACUGAUGUUUUUUCAGGGUAACACUAAUUAAUCUUGAUUUCAAAUCAAUAAAAGAAACUGAAUACUGCUUCGAUAUGUUGUUGAAGUAAUGAGAAUUCAACUUUGUUGGACUUGUAAAUGGUACUUUUUGAUUUCAGCUUGAUUUCUUCAGUGUGAAUUUGGGCAUUAAACUCUUUACCCUGUA
Messenger RNA from Hemibagrus wyckioides, 3828 nucleotides. It is a transcript of the gene nipal3, whose product is annotated as NIPA like domain containing 3. The coding region runs from base 181 to 1347 and encodes 388 amino acids. Gene Ontology annotation, biological process: magnesium ion transport. Gene Ontology annotation, cellular component: membrane. Gene Ontology annotation, molecular function: magnesium ion transmembrane transporter activity. Lineage: Eukaryota; Metazoa; Chordata; Actinopteri; Siluriformes; Bagridae. The record is from RefSeq and is a predicted model, not a curated record. The transcript has 11 exons.